AAGUUGCAAAAUAUAAUCUAAUUACUAUGAUUAAAUUUAUAAAAAUAAGUUAUCUAAAUUUUGAUAAAUUUUUGAUAAUGUAUUUCAUCUCUCAAAGAAUUCAGUAUUUUGGAGGUCAAUGAUGUCUGAAGAGAACUGGUUCCUCUGUUGUAGGCAUUGCUAGCAAUGAAAGUCACUUUCUUUUAACUUUCUCGCGAACGAACCACAGUCAUGUUCUACACUGUUUAGUUUAUCAACGGUUAACGCGGAAUGCAAUUCGUAAGCAAAAUUUAGACGAAUAACAAUUAAAUUUCUGUUAACUCGUUUUAUUCAAAAUUGUACAAGGUGUGAUGUGGACGUGUAAUUGUGUAGAAAAAUAAGAUUGUAUAAUAAGAUUAAAAAUUUGUUCAUUAAAGAAGCGUAAAAAGAUUAAGUUUUUAAGUUUUUUUAUCGUUUGAUCGAAUAAUUCAAAUUAAUAACUUGAAAAUUACACGGUAUAAAUAUAAUGAUUGGACUGACAAGAUCUUUUUCAAUUGUUUAUCUUUAUUCUAAAUUGUUGUAUAGUUUUUACGCCGUAUAAUAAUCAAUCAAAUUGAAUCAAUAUCACGCAUUAAAAUACAAUAUUAAACAAUAAAAGUUCAAUCAAUAAUGGAAGCUUAAUGCAAGAUAAUUAAUAUUCCAUUGAACUUUAACAUCAAUAGGAAUAAAAUACAUUAUAUCGACAUAGAUCAAUCAUUCUUAUGAUUGUAUCCGAAUUUUAUAUUUUCGUAUUUCCUUUCUAUCGAAGAAUUUACUAUUAUUUCUAUAAAAUUUCGGUUCAGUGAUCAUGGGAAUCCUAACUCGACAAAAAACAGAAAAUCAAAACUCUGCAAGACAGGUAAUACAUUAACCGCAAUUAAUUUUCUAUGAUCGUAUAUAUAUACAUAUAUAAUGUAAAUAUACAUUAUAUGAAUUAGUAAUGUCCCAAAAUGUAAAGAGGAAUGAUGUACGUCCUUCAGAAAUUUUACUUUACAAAUUAAAGAAGAAGUAAAAUCCAUAGAUAUAAAUCAUGUUGUCCUGAUGUUUACAGACAAUCGCAACUAAUGUAAGUUCACAAGCUCAUCAUGUGUCUAGAGCGAAACGCGGCCAAGCUGUUGGUACUGUUCGCGGUUUUCGUGGAUGUACUAUAUGGAUGACUGGACUUUCUGGAGCUGGAAAGACUUCGAUAUCGUUCAAGUUAGAAGAAUUUCUUGUAUCCCAGGGUAUACCAGCUUAUGGUUUAGAUGGUGAUAAUGUUCGUACUGGUUUGAAUCGAAAUUUAGGUUUCAGUAAAGAGGAUCGGGAAGAAAAUGUCCGACGAGUGGCCGAAGUGGCUAAGUUAUUCGCCGAUGGAGGUGUAAUCACUUUAUGUAGCUUCGUUUCACCCUUCGAAGAGGACAGAAGAAUGGCUCGAAAAAUUCACGAAGAUUCGGAAUUGCCCUUCUUCGAGAUAUUCGUUAACGCGUCAUUGAAGAUCUGUGAGGCACGAGACGUAAAAGGUCUUUACAAGAAAGCUAGAUCUGGUAUCAUCAAGGCUUUUACCGGUAUCGAUCAAAAGUAUGAAAUACCUAUUAAGCCUGAUCUCGUUGUUAAUACGGAAAAUGCAACGGUAGAGGAAUCUACGGCGAGGGUCAUUGAAUUUCUCGAAAAUCGUAAUAUCAUACCAAAGAUGUACGGAUUGGGAAGAUCUGUUCAUGAAUUAUUUGUUCCUGAAUCGAUGAUCGAGAAUGUUCAAAAGGAGGCGGAAAAUUUACAAGCGAUCGAAAUCAACGAAGUAGAUCUUCAAUGGAUUCAAGUUCUUGCUGAAGGUUGGGCGGCUCCGCUUAAAGGAUUCAUGAAGGAGAAACAAUAUUUACAAUCUCAAUAUUUCAACUGUUUAACGGAAAAUGGCGUACAGAUCAAUCAAUCGAUCCCAAUAGUUCUUGCUAUUAACGUUGACGAUAAGGAACGUUGUCAGAACGUUAAAUCUUUGACACUGAAAUACAAUGGAAGAAAUCUGGCAAUUCUUAGAAAUCCGGAAUUUUAUUUUCAUCGAAAGGAAGAACGUUGUUCGAAGAUAUUUGGCACGAAUGAUAUUGGUCAUCCUUAUAUAAAAAUGAUAUAUGAAUCCGGUGAUUGGUUGGUCGGUGGUGAACUCGAGGUAAUUGAAAAAAUACGAUGGAACGAUGGUCUUGAUGAAUAUAGAUUGACUCCUAACGAGAUCAGAGAAAAGUGUCGUGAAAUGGGAGCAGAUGCGGUAUUCGCUUUUCAACUUCGAAAUCCUAUACACAAUGGACAUGCUCUUCUUAUGCAGGAUACAAGAAAACGUUUGCUCGAACGUGGUUAUCGUAAACCUGUUCUUCUUUUACAUCCUCUGGGUGGGUGGACGAAAGAUGACGAUGUACCUUUAGCAGUCAGAAUAAAACAACAUCAAGCUGUCCUCGAAGAUGAUGUCUUACACGAGGAUACGAUUUUAGCUAUAUUCCCUAGUCCCAUGUCUUAUGCCGGACCAACAGAAGUACAAUGGCAUGCCAAAGGUAGACUAAUAGCCGGUGCUAACUUUUAUAUCGUUGGCAGAGAUCCUGCCGGUAUACCACAUCCAAAUAAAGAUGCUACACCUGAUGGUAAUCUAUAUGAUAGUACCCAUGGCGCUAAAGUACUUUCGAUGGCUCCUGGUCUUCAAAACCUUGAGAUUAUACCUUUUCGAGUAGCUGCUUACGACAUAAAACAAAGGAGUAUGACGUUUUAUGAUCCCGAAAGACAUGAUGACUUUAUAUUUAUUUCAGGAACAAAAAUGCGAAAUCUAGCGAAGUCUGGGGAAAAUCCACCAGAAGGUUUCAUGGCGCCCAAAGCAUGGAAAAUUUUAUCAGAAUACUAUCAACGAAUAAAUAACAAUUAAUACUUUAUCGAUUGGUUACGAUUAGAUUUAAAAUAAGCUAUUUCUUCAACGUAUUUAUAUAGCAUCAGUUUUUCGAUAUUUUUUAAUAACAAAAUAUAAUAUUACUUAAUAUUCCUAAUAAAGAUGCACUAUAAUUAUUUAUUAUGUAAGAUAAGAUCUAACUGAAAUCGAAUUAUAGAUUUACUAGAAGAGUAUUAUCAUUUCUAUAUUUAAAUUACUUAAUCUAUAUUUUUAUAGAGACGAGCUACAAAAGAUUUCUUUUUUAUAAUCUUAGAAAGAAGAAAUAAAAACUAUGGUAUGUUUAUACAC
Vespa crabro (European hornet) is the source of this 3184-nucleotide messenger RNA. RefSeq names its product bifunctional 3'-phosphoadenosine 5'-phosphosulfate synthase 2-like. Gene Ontology annotation, molecular function: adenylylsulfate kinase activity; sulfate adenylyltransferase (ATP) activity; ATP binding. The record is from RefSeq and is a predicted model, not a curated record. The transcript is spliced from 6 exons. Gene Ontology annotation, biological process: sulfate assimilation; 3'-phosphoadenosine 5'-phosphosulfate biosynthetic process. Bases 1151 to 2875 code for a protein of 574 amino acids. Lineage: Eukaryota; Metazoa; Arthropoda; Insecta; Hymenoptera; Vespidae.